Dromaius novaehollandiae (emu) is the source of this 2062-nucleotide messenger RNA. RefSeq names its product crystallin zeta like 1 (gene CRYZL1). NCBI's taxonomy places the organism in Eukaryota, Metazoa, Chordata, Aves, Casuariiformes, Dromaiidae. Bases 301 to 1371 code for a protein of 356 amino acids. Gene Ontology annotation, molecular function: oxidoreductase activity. The record is from RefSeq and is a predicted model, not a curated record. The transcript is spliced from 14 exons.
GAGGUUCCAGCCACCGGCUCCGCUCUGGGGCGGUCACGUAAGCCAGCCGCGGAGCGCUGCACCCCGGGCACUGUAGUCCCGUCGCCGCAAAGCCUGCCGGGCCUUGUAGUCCUUGGCACGACCUGAGCUGGACGCUCGCCGCGCUCCGGAGGGGCGCCUCAUCCCGCCUCCGCUCUUGCUCCGAGCGACAGCCACCUCAGCCAAUCGUGAGCUGACGCCCGGCCUGUCCGGCACUCGGGGCGGGAGGGAGUCGAGCGCGGGGGGCGGUGCCCGCGCUCGCCGGAGGGCGCCGAGAUCACUAUGAAAGCCCUGUAUUGUCAGCAGAAUUCAUCUGGAGAGGAAAUGACAUUUGUCUUCCAGGAAAGAGAAAACCUUCCUCCUACAAGAGAAAAUGACGUGAAAAUACAAGUUAGAGCCUGUGCACUGAGCUGGAUAGAUACAAAGCUUUUGUCAGAAAUUAAAUUGGAGAAGGAACUCUUACCUGUUGGUCGAGAAGUUUCUGGAGUUGUGCUGGAAGUUGGAAGGAAGGUGUCCUUUUUUCAGCCAGAUGAUGAAGUAGUGGGAAUUUUGCCCCUGGAUUCUGAAGAGUCUGGUCUUUGUGAAGUUAUUCUAGUUCAUGAGCAUUAUUUGGUUCGUAAACCAGAAAAAGUUUGUUGGGUUGAAGCAGCAGGGACUGUUCGUGAUGGUGUCAGAGCAUAUACAGCCUUACACUACCUUUCCCAAGUCUCUCCUGGAAAAACUGUACUUAUAAUGGAUGGAGCAAGUCCAUUUGGUACAAUAGCAAUUCAGUUAGCACAGCACAGAGGAGCUAAAGUAAUCUCUACUGCGCAGAGUCUUGAAGAUAAGCAGUACCUGGAGAGGCUUAGACCUCCUGUGGGUACACGGCAGCCUUUAGUAGCUCGAGUGAUUGAUGUGUCAAAUGGAAAGAUAGAUGUGGCAGAAAGCUGCUUGGAAGAAACAGGUGGCCUAGGGGUGGAUAUUGUUCUAGAUGCUGGAGUGAGAACAUAUAAUAAUGAAGAUGAAUCAACAUUAAAACCACAGCUGCUGCCUCAUAAGCAUGAUAUCAUUACACUUCUGGGUGUUGGUGGACACUGGAUAACUACAGAAAAAAAUCUUCAGCUGGAUCCUCCAGAUACCUGUUCCCUGUUUCUUAAAGGAGCAACAGUCUCUUUUCUGAAUGAUGAGAUAUGGAACUUGUCAAAUAUACAGCAAGGGAAGUAUCUUUGCAUCUUAGAAGAUAUAAUGGAAAAAUUAGCAAGUAACAUUUUCAGGCCUCAGCUGGAUGAACCGAUCCCAUUGUAUGAAGCCAAAGUUUCUAUGGAAAUAGUUCAGAAGAAUCAAGCAAGAAAAAGACAAGUUAUCCAGUUCUGACACACAAUUUCCUGAUUUCUAAGCCUGUGGAAGAUGAAGAAACAUAAUGUGUUUGAGAAGUAAAUUAGUGUACAUUUUCAAAUAGUUCUGUAACCAGAACUUAAUCUUUUGUACAUCUGCAUAAAUGGUCUGUGAAGCUUCUGAGACUUCAGGGUUUUUUGGAUCCAACUGAAUAGAGCAUUUCCAUCAGCAACUUCUAAGAAGACAGUCUUAACACAAAAAUCUCAUCUGUCCCUGGCCCAAUGACAAAUACUGGUAACAUCUUCAGGCAACCUCAGUUGCUGUUGUUCUCCCACCAAAAGAAAUUAAAGGAAAAACUUUUUGGUGUUGCAUAUUAGUUCUCCCUUCUCCAUCCUCCCACAGGUAGUCACCUCUAUAUUCACUGUUUGAGGCUGAGCACUCUGUAGUAUAGUAAGUCUUUAAUCUGCCUUUAAAAUUGUUUUUGUUGUUUAAUUGAGAAACAGGGUGGCAAAGCCAUCAUAAAGAGCAAGGAUGCUGGAGGGGAAGGAUAUGGCACUGACAAUAAGGGUUUUCCCCCUCCACCACUGACUUUGUUUCUUCCUUUUAGCAAGCAGAGGUGUGGUAAACCUGACUUAGUAUCUAUAGUCCCUAAGUUGACACAAUCAUGCCUUUUUAAUGUAUCUUCAGUUAGGACAGACACGAAUAAACCCUGAACAUGAUCUUAUUUUAA